AUGCCGCCGCGGAAGAUGCCGGCGAAGAAGCGCAAGGCGCAGGCGCAAGGAUCCCCCCCCGCGACGAAAGCGCCGCCGCUCGUCGGCGAGGACCACCCGCCGCGGAAGCGCGCGGGCGCGAAGGGCGCGAAGGGCGCGAAGGGCGGAUCCGAGGCGUCGAGACCGCCCAUCGCCGCCUUCGUCCACCGCAUCGUGGACGACGUCCCGGACGUCAAGCUCGUCACGUUCUUCCUCACGCCGAACUUUCACGUGCGACUCCGGUUCCGGCCCGGGCAGUGGGUCGAGAUCCACGUCCCGGGGGUGGCGAAGCCGGGGAGAUACUCCAUCGUAUCCUCGCCCGCGCUUUUGGAGGAGGAGGGCUACCUCGUCGUCGCGUGCGAGCGGUCCGCGACCAGCGAGGUCGCGCGCUGGAUCCACGACGUCGCGAAGGUGAGCGAUCACGUGCGGAUGGAGCUCGGCGGGAGCGCGGGCUUCUUCGCGUCGAGAGAGGACCUGAGGAGGCCGCUGCUGCUCGUCGCGGGAGGCGUGGGGAUAGCGCCGCUGUGCUCGAUGCUGAAUACGUGGAUGCACGAGCGGUUCGACGACGUCGAGAGAGAGGACGCGCUGAACACGCCGUUGCACCUCAUGGACGGCGGGGAGGGGUACGAAGCGCCGCGACGCGUGCGCGUGGUGCUGCUGUUCGCGGCGAAAGAGCUCGGCGCGCACGCGUUGGCGCGGUGGAUAUGGCCGCUGGUGGAGCGGGCGCGCGGCGCGAUUCGCGUCGCGUUUCAUCACUCGCGAGAGCCCGCGUCGAAUCACCCGUGCGCCACGCCGGAAGGGUUGAGGCACGCGUACGGGCCCGCGACGUUCGAGUACGGGAAGAAAGUCAUCGCGACGUACGACGAGCGCACCGGCGAGAAGCUCGAGGAGAAGCGCCGGAAGACGGAAGGCUUCGGCGCGUACGGCGACGGGAAAAAACACGUCCAACACGUGAGGGAUCGCGGCGACUGGCACGAGUACCUUGCGCGCGCCGUCGGUCUCCUGACGACGUCGCCGCACGUCCUGGACGAGAGAGCGUUCAGAGGCAAGGCGGACCUGAGCGACGAGGUGUCGAUCUUCAGGUCCCCGUGGUGCCUGUGGAAGUGGCGCCACCCGGAUGAAAAUCCCGGGGCGCCGCCGUUCGAGGAGCCGCUCGCGUUUCUGUGUGGUCCGCCCGCGAUGACGGACGAGAUAAAGUCGAUCCUCACGAUGAUCGACGAGUGCGAAGACGGCUACAUAGAGGACACCAUCGAGAUGAGAAAGGAGGACGUGCGGACGGAGCGGUGGCGGUGAUCGAUUGAUUCGAUUCGUUCGCGCGUGUACUGAGUAAGAACGCGUAGGCGCGCGUGUACA
This is a messenger RNA of Micromonas pusilla CCMP1545, 1371 nucleotides long. RefSeq lists its product as uncharacterized. The record is from RefSeq and is a predicted model, not a curated record. Gene Ontology annotation, molecular function: oxidoreductase activity. The transcript has 3 exons. Lineage: Eukaryota; Viridiplantae; Chlorophyta; Mamiellophyceae; Mamiellales; Mamiellaceae. Gene Ontology annotation, cellular component: mitochondrion. The coding region runs from base 1 to 1311 and encodes 436 amino acids.